Acanthosepion pharaonis is the source of this 1230-nucleotide messenger RNA. The record is from the annotation of a GenBank genome assembly. NCBI's taxonomy places the organism in Eukaryota, Metazoa, Mollusca, Cephalopoda, Sepiida, Sepiidae.
AUGGCAAUUGAACAAAUAACACAGGACAGAGAUAAAGACGUAGAAAUUGUUGAAGACAAGCAACGCAAGGAAAUGGAAUCUGCUUUGCAAAACGCCGGCACUUUGUAUACAGACGAACAAAUAAACCAGUUGGCUCAACGUCAUUUUGAAAAUACACAGGUUGUCAACAGCAAGUGGGCAAGUGAAUUGACAAAUCGUCGAGAGAUGCAGAAACGCGAGUACCGUGAAUGGGUGAUGAAAGUACAUGAAGACACACAGACAAGUGUCGGAACCCCAACAUACGCUCAACGUAUCCGAGCUAUGACCAACUCAAUGCUUCCAGAAGCAGUGGAGGAGGAACGUAUUGGGGGAUCUAGAGCAAGACUUGAAGAAAGUUUCACUAUUCACUUGGGCGCCCAAAUGAAAACCACACACAACCUACGCUUAAUUUGUGCUGAUGUUCUUGAUUUAUGUCGUCAUAAACCCCACACAGUUGGCGGAGUGACCAUUCCAGAACCCCAACGUCUCCAAACUGCUAUGUCCCUAUAUUCGAAUAAUUUGUGUGGGCUGAUUCUCCUGGUGGACAAUCGACUCAACUCUUAUACUGGUAUCAAACGAGAUUUUGCUCAGGUGUGUGAACAAGCGACUGAUUUUCAUUUUCCUGACUUGGAACAACAAUUCACCCAGAUUGAAUCCAAGAUGGGUGUGGCCAACGAGUGGAGGCUGAUGCGCAAAUUGUCUGACCCUGAUGUCACUGACUCAAUCAGUGUGAAAAGCUCAGGUAGCAGCAACAGUGAUACACAGCAGGAGAAAACAGCCCGCCUCCAAACAGGAGAUGUGUACAUCACGAAACAUUCCAACCUGUGUGAGGUACAAGUGGUAUUUCACUUGGUAACAGACGACAGCAUCCGCACAUCUGAAAUCACUUCACGUCAUCCUGUCAUUUUGGCCCUGCGGAAUCUGCUUAAAGUCUGCUUCCGAUAUGACAUCCUCACACUGACCAUUCCGCUGCUGUUGUCCCAUGAGAUGACCGAGGAGAUGACUGUGGCGUGGUGUUUAAAGCGAGUUGAAUUGAUCUUCAAAUGUGUCAAAGGCUUCAUGAUGGAAAUAGCAACAUGGGGAGGCCAAGAAUCACGAACAAUCCAGUUUUUAGUUCCACCGGGAAUGUCCGAGGAAAUGUUUGCCAGUAUUAGCAACAUGCUUCCAAGUAUUUUCCGAUUGUCCAAUCCACUCGUCGUCAAAUCGGCAUAA